AUGGUAGAAGUAACUUUUAGCGAAUCCAGUGCUGAUACAUAUAUAGAAUCGACAAAAUGUGAAGUGCUAUGUUUUAGAAAGGAGAAUGGGCAUGCCUCAGGAACCAGGGGAAAUGCGCGUGAUAGAAUAGGCAACGUUAACCUUUUUAAAGUUCUUAUAUUUUUCCUUUUAAUAUGGAUAAUACAGUGCUCAGGCGAGGACAGGAUUCAUAAAGUCAAGAAUGAUGGGGUAAUUCCCCAAUGCUUAGGCAUCUACAGAUUAUUAGCAGAGUCCGAAGUGCAAUUCGAUGCAGUAUUCGAUUUAUAUAAGAAAAACUUUUUAAAUAAAAUGGGAUAUACUGAUGAGGAUUCGGAAAGAAUCAAAACAACUGUAAAACCACAUUUAGAUCAAACGGAAAGUAUGGGCAUGGAUGAGGAGCACCGGAAGAAGUUGGAAGGUUGCGAGCAUAUUAUAAAACAAGGCAGUGACAAUAGCAUUUCCAAGUUUUCCAGCAAUUUCAGAGUAUUGUCUUCUCCCUAUUUUCUUGCCUUGUGUUCAUUCAUAUCGUAUUAUAAUGGAUAUUACAGAUUUUUUUUAGCUAUGGUGGGCAUAAUGAUUUUGAAAUUUAUAAAUUUCUUUUGGGAUUUGGAAUAUAUCUUUAGAAACAUGAAAGCAAGUACGUAG
This is a messenger RNA of Plasmodium fragile, 663 nucleotides long. RefSeq lists its product as uncharacterized. The record is from RefSeq and is a predicted model, not a curated record. Bases 1 to 663 code for a protein of 220 amino acids. The transcript has 2 exons. Lineage: Eukaryota; Apicomplexa; Aconoidasida; Haemosporida; Plasmodiidae.